UCUGACUCUGGGAGAGGCACCGUAAAUCUCGGCUCGGAAACCGCACAGGCCGGGCAGAAACGCGCGAGACUUGGCCUUCUGUAGGUUCCGAACCACGGUCGAACCACGGUCGGGGGGGGGGGGGGGGAAAGAGCCGGUUGGCCCCGCCCCCUGUCGAGAGGAGCCGGAAAGACCCGAGUCUGACGGGCGACGGGCAGGCGAGCCGGAAGCGGAGCCGAGCGUUGCCGGAAGGAAUCGAGCCCUCCAGAGGGGCUGACUGUAGUGGGACCAACGUCGGGCCCGGCCGGGCCGACCCCGCGCCAUGGCAGCGGAGAGCACGUCUGUGGCCGGGGGAGGGUCUGUCUACGACCGGGCAGCUGUAGACAGUUCGCAGCCGCCCAGGUGCCCAGCCGCGGUCCCGAACCGGCGGCGCUUCUCGUCGCUGUCGCGUGACGCCGAACACCGAGCCUACCAGUGGUGCCGGGAGUACCUGGGCGGGGCCUGGCGCGGAGUGCGGCCCGAGGAGCUGAGGGUCCAGCCCGUGAGCGGAGGGCUCAGCAACCUGUUGUUCCGCUGCUCGCUGCCCGACCGCUUAUCCAGCGUUGGCGAGGAGCCCCGGGAGGUGCUGCUGCGACUGUAUGGCGCCAUCCUGCAGGGUGUGGACUCGUUGGUCCUCGAAAGUGUGAUGUUCGCCAUCCUUGCUGAGCGGUCGCUGGGGCCUCAGCUCUACGGAGUCUUUCCAGAGGGCCGACUGGAACAGUACAUCCCAAGCCGGCCUCUGAAAACGCGGGAGCUUCAAGAACCAGUGUUGUCAGCAGCCAUCGCCACAAAGAUGGCCCAGUUCCACUGCAUGCAGAUGCCUUUCACCAAGGAGCCCCACUGGCUGUUUGGAACCAUGGAGCGGUACCUAAAGCAGAUACAGGACCUGCCUCCCACUAGACAGGCGAACCUGUUGGAAAUGUACAGCCUGAAGGAUGAGAUGGGCAACCUCAGGAAGUUUCUACACUCUACCCCGUCCCCCGUGGUCUUCUGUCACAAUGACAUCCAGGAAGGGAACAUCUUGCUGCUCUCAGAGCCAGAAAAUGCCGACAGCCUUAUGCUGGUGGACUUUGAAUACAGCAGUUAUAACUACAGGGGCUUUGACAUUGGGAACCAUUUUUGUGAGUGGGUUUAUGAUUAUACCCAUGAUGAGUGGCCUUACUACAAAGCACAGCCUGCAGACUACCCCACUCAAGAACAGCAGCUUCAUUUUAUUCGGUGUUACCUGGCAGAGGUAAAGAAAGGGGAGACCAUCUCCAGAGAGGAACAGAAGAAACUGGAAGGAGAUUUGCUGGUAGAGAUCAGUAGAUACACUUUGGCAUCCCAUUUCUUUUGGGGUCUGUGGUCCAUUCUCCAGGCAUCCAUGUCCACUAUAGAAUUUGGUUACUUGGAGUAUGCCCAGUCUCGCUUCCAGCUCUACUUCCAGCAGAAACAGCAGCUGACCAACCUCCACCCCUCAUCCUGACUCUCCACCUUCUAACUCCUCAGAUUUCUCCUAGAGCCUCUAAGGCAGGGCGGCCCUCCAAGGAAUUGGAGGGCAGGCAAAGACUGCAAGAGGCCCCAGGGACUGGGCUGAGCCCCCAGUGAGACUUGGGUUCAGGAGACUGACCUCUCCACGAGUUUGAACUGGCUGUCCCCACAGCGGGCAGUCAGACAGGACUGUACCUUAAGACAAUAAACAAGCUUCUUCAUUCCA
Messenger RNA from Erinaceus europaeus (western European hedgehog), 1714 nucleotides. RefSeq names its product choline kinase beta (gene CHKB). The record is from RefSeq and is a predicted model, not a curated record. Gene Ontology annotation, cellular component: cytoplasm. NCBI's taxonomy places the organism in Eukaryota, Metazoa, Chordata, Mammalia, Eulipotyphla, Erinaceidae. The transcript is spliced from 11 exons. Gene Ontology annotation, molecular function: choline kinase activity; ethanolamine kinase activity. Gene Ontology annotation, biological process: CDP-choline pathway; phosphatidylethanolamine biosynthetic process. Bases 302 to 1483 code for a protein of 393 amino acids.